AUGACGAAUGAUACCAUGUUUCUCAACAUCGUCGGCGUUCGCUACGGUAUCGGCAAGCAGAUUGGAGAGGGCUCUUUUGGCACUGUUUUUGAGGGCACUAAUAUGCUCGAUAACCAGCGGGUCGCUAUCAAGUUCGAGCCUUACAAGAGUACAGCUCCUCAAUUGUUUAAUGAAUAUCGCACCUAUAAAGUUCUCUGCGGUCGCCCUGGAAUUCCAAAUGUCUAUUAUUUUGGCCGUGAGGGCCUCCACAACAUGCUAGUCAUCGAUUUACUCGGUCCCAGUCUGGAAGACUUGUUCGAGCAAUGCAACAGGAAAUUCACAGUUAAAACCGUAGUCAUGGUCGCUAAGCAGAUGUUGUCAAGAAUCCAGACUGUCCACGAACAGAAUCUCAUCCACCGCGACAUUAAGCCUGACAAUUUUCUCAUUGGUAGGCUGGGCUCUAUGAGCGCCAACACAAUCCAUGUUGUGGAUUUUGGCAUGGCUAAACAGUACCGUGACCCGAAGACGAAGCAACACAUUCCAUACAGGGAACGCAAGUCCCUUACUGGCACAGCACGUUACAUGAGCGUCAACACUCAUCUUAGACGGGAGCAGUCUCGCAGGGAUGACCUAGAAGCUCUGUGUUACGUCAUGAUGUACUUUCUCCGAGGUGCUCUUCCAUGGCAAGGUCUCAAGGCUACUACUAACGCACAGAAAUACAACAAGAUUGGCAGGAUGAAGCAAACAAUUCCCGUUGAAGAGAUUUGCAAAGGCUUUCCUAGAGAGUUCAAUAGGUACCUCAUCUACGUCCGUGAUCUGGGUUUCGAAGAUACACCUGACUACGACUACCUACACAGACUGCUUACUCAAGCGCUUGAAAGCACUGGUGACUUUGAGGACGGUGAGUAUGACUGGAUGAAACCUAACGGCCAUACAGGCUGGAAAGCCAUGAAAACAAACUCCGUGGUUCCACAGAUGCACCCCUUCAGCGUUCGCCAGAGCUUCCCUACCGCCGCUGUUAUUCAUGACCAACGUAACACGGCACGUCUGCCAUCGGAGUACCACCGCUGGAUGGAGUCCCUCCCGAACUGGGACCAAGCUCAGUUUCUAUACAGUGAAUCGAACCUGAUCCAGAGUCAAUACCACGCAAUACACUCGAAUUGUUCAAAUGCACAGCCAUUACAACAACAGUCAGUCCCUGAGGUAGAGGACUUCAUGCAGAAGUUCACCAAUACACUCUGUUGCAGGAGCCGCAGAUAA
Molecule: messenger RNA, 1239 nt
Organism: Bipolaris zeicola 26-R-13
Lineage: Eukaryota; Fungi; Ascomycota; Dothideomycetes; Pleosporales; Pleosporaceae
Exons: 4
Coding region: 1-1239 (412 amino acids)
Biological process (GO): signal transduction; peptidyl-serine phosphorylation; endocytosis
Cellular component (GO): nucleus; cytoplasm
Molecular function (GO): protein serine/threonine kinase activity; ATP binding
Source: RefSeq, a predicted model, not a curated record